Ylistrum balloti is the source of this 2010-nucleotide messenger RNA. RefSeq lists its product as uncharacterized. The transcript has 2 exons. Bases 1 to 2010 code for a protein of 669 amino acids. The record is from RefSeq and is a predicted model, not a curated record. NCBI's taxonomy places the organism in Eukaryota, Metazoa, Mollusca, Bivalvia, Pectinida, Pectinidae.
AUGACGUCACAAAUGCAGGGUCAUCGCUCAACACUAGGUUCCUGCACGGGUUCAGACCGGGAUAAUGCUGUGGGUUCGUGCAAGGGUUCAAGCUGGGAUGAUACUGCUAAGGGUUCAUGCAAGGGUUCAGACUGGGAUAAUGCUGAGGGUUCCAGCAAGGGUUCAGACUGGGAUAAUGCUGAGGGUUCCAGCAAGGGUUCAGGCUGGGGUGAUGCUGAGGGUUCCAGCAAGGGUUCAGACUGGGAUAAUGCUGAGGGUUCCAGCAAGGGUUCAGACUGGGAUAAUGCUGAAGGUUCCAGCAAGGGUUCAGGCUGGGAUGAUGCUGAGGGUUCCAGCAAGGGUUCAGACUGGGAUAAUGCUGAGGGUUCCAGCAAGGGUUCAGGCUGGGGUGAUGCUGAGGGUUCCAGCAAGGGUUCAGACUGGGAUAAUGCUGAGGGUUCCAGCAAGGGUUCAGACUGGGAUAAUGCUGAAGGUUCCAGCAAGGGUUCAGGCUGGGAUGAUGCUGAGGGUUCCAGCAAGGGUUCAGACUGGGAUAAUGCUGAGGGUUCCAGCAAGGGUUCAGACUGGGAUAAUGCUGAGGGUUCCAGCAAGGGUUCAGGCUGGGAUGAUGCUGCUAAGGGUUCAUGCAAGGAUUCAGAGUUAGAUGAUGCUGAGGGUUCCUGCAAGGGUUCAGGCUGGGAUGAUGCUGAGGGUUCAUGCAAGGGUUCAGACUGGAAUGAUGCUGAGGGUUCAUGCAAGGGUUCUGGUUGGGAUGAAGCUGAGAGUUCAUGCAAGGGUUCAGAGUGGGAUGAUGCUGAGGGUUCCUGCAAGGGUUCAGAGUGGGAUGAUGCUGAGAGUUCAUGCAAGGGUUCAGAGUGGGAUGAUGCUGAGGGUUCCUGCAAGGGUUCAGCGUUAGAUGAAGCUGAGAGUUCCUGCAAGGGUUCAGAGUUGGAUGAUCCUGAGAGUUCCUGCAAGGGUUCAAACUGGGAUGAUGCUGAGGGUUCGUGCAUGGGUCCAGACUGGGAUGAUGCUGAGGGUUCGUGCAUGGGUCCAGACUGGGAUGAUGCUGAGGGUUCGUGCAUGGGUUCAGGCUGGGAUGAUGCUGAGGGUUCAUGCAUGGGUCCAGACUGGGAUGAUGCUGAGGGUUCCUGCAAGGGUUCAGCGUUAGAUGAAGCUGAGAGUUCAUGCAAGGGUUCAGAGUGGGAUGAUGCUGAGAGUUCAUGCAAGGGUUCAGAGUGGGAUGAUGCUGAGGGUUCCUGCAAGGGUUCAGGCUGGGAUGAUGCUGAGGGUUCUUGCAAGGGUUCAGACUGGGAUGAUGCUGAGGGUUCCUGCAAGGGUUCAGCGUUAGAUGAAGCUGAGAGUUCAUGCAAGGGUUCAGAGUGGGAUGAUGCUGAGGGUUCCUGCAAGGGUUCAGAGUGGGAUGAUGCUGAGGGUUCUUGCAAGGGUUCAGACUGGGAUGAUGCUGAGGGUUCCUGCAAGGGUUCAGGCUGGGAUGAUGCUGAGAGUUCAUGCAAGGGUUCAGAGUGGGAUGAUGCUGAGGGUUCCUGCAAGGGUUCAGACUGGGAUGAUGCUGAGAGUUCAUGCAAGGGUUCAGAGUGGGAUGAUGCUGAGAGUUCAUGCAAGGGUUCAGAGUGGGAUGAUGCUGAGAGUUCAUGCAAGGGUUCAGAGUGGGAUGAUGCUGAGGGUUCCUGCAAGGGUUCAGAGUGGGAUGAUGCUGAGGGUUCUUGCAAGGGUUCAGACUGGGAUGAUGCUGAGGGUUCCUGCAAGGGUUCGGCGUUAGAUGAAGCUGAGAGUUCAUGCAAGGGUUCAGAGUGGGAUGAUGCUGAGAGUUCAUGCAAGGGUUCAGAGUGGGAUGAUGCUGAGGGUUCCUGCAAGGGUUCAGACUGGGAUGAUGCUGAGGGUUCCUGCAAGGGUUCAGAGUGGGAUGAUGCUGAGGGUUCCUGCAAGGGUUCAGGCUGGGAUGAAGCUGAGAGUUCAUGCAAGGGUUCAGAGUGGGAUGAUGCUGAGAGUUCAUGCAAGGGUUCAGGCUGA